AUGGAGCAAUCUACUGUUCUUUACGUCGACGGCGGUUUUAGUUAUCAUGAAGCUGUGAACACGGAGCAUCCUCUCCUGGUGUACCGUAAGGCACACAAUGCCUUGUGCUGGUUGCAGGCCGGAAAUCGGCUGAGUCCAGGACACGUUGACCAUGGACGUGUUUUAUCCUACAUUCCCCCAGGUCUACAGCAGACGUUCAAGAUCUGGGUUGCGUUUAAAUCCUUCAACGCAGCAAAAGAAUUUUCGUUCGGUUGCGAUGCCAAGGAUUUUGAUCGCAUGCUGGCGCACGAAGAUACUGUCGUGGUAGUGCAGAGACCUGGUGACGUGGUCUACAUUGGUCCUCUCAUUUACCACUCGGUAUUGCUGGGAUAUACGAAAGGAACGUCACCAGAUCAGCGCUGGGGACUUAUUGAUGGCUACGUGUUUAUCUCGUAA
Messenger RNA from Phytophthora sojae, 435 nucleotides. RefSeq lists its product as hypothetical. The transcript is spliced from 2 exons. NCBI's taxonomy places the organism in Eukaryota, Oomycota, Peronosporomycetes, Peronosporales, Peronosporaceae. The record is from RefSeq and is a predicted model, not a curated record. Bases 1 to 435 code for a protein of 144 amino acids.